AUGGCUGUAGUGGUUACGUUUUGCGUCGCUUUCGUCAUCAUUGACCUUGUGGCGUGCGCUCCUUGGCCAAGUGAGGGCGGUAAUUGGGUCGCGCCGUCUUUCAUAGAUCGGUGCGGCCGAAUAUCUGUUCCUCUAAUCACUGCGGCUGCUUAUGUUUCUGUAUUUACGGAUUUUUACAUCUUGUUGAUUCCCCUCCGUCGAAUACCGGGCCUCGGUCUGUCCCUAAAGAGGAAGAUAGGCGUUAGCUUAAUCUUCCUCACGGGUUUACUUGCGACUGGUGCUGGGUUGACCAAUUUGAUCAUCCGACAAAAUAAGAAAGUAUUUGAUGGAUCGGAUUUUACCUGGACUAUAGUCCCGGUAUACGCUACGAGCCUCGCUGAGCUGAACGUCGGCCUCAUUUGCCUUUCGUUGCCAGUCAUCUUCGUUCUAUUCGUUGGCCGCUUCACGACCCUCAGCAAAUCAGUACGCUCCUAG
Hypoxylon trugodes is the source of this 474-nucleotide messenger RNA. RefSeq lists its product as uncharacterized. Lineage: Eukaryota; Fungi; Ascomycota; Sordariomycetes; Xylariales; Hypoxylaceae. The transcript has 3 exons. The coding region runs from base 1 to 474 and encodes 157 amino acids. The record is from RefSeq and is a predicted model, not a curated record.